AUGACAGAAGAAGUAGACAGAAGACAUGGUGUGAAUGGUAAUAGCAGUAGUAAAGUUCUCAAUGACGAUCCUCCUGUGCAAAACGCAACGCCCGCUAGUUCAGGGGGCAGGCUCAAGUUCUUUAAAGAUGGAAAGUUCAUAUUGGAGCUCGUACGAGGAAGUGCCAGAGAGGGUGAGCGCGCGGGUUGGGUGUCGGUGCCCCGGAAGACAUUUUGGCCUCCCGCGGCACCUACGCCGCCUACACCCCCCACGCCGCCUCACCCUGCACCACCGUGCGCCUCGCUCUCGCUCUCUGAUGACAAUUCCUCGCUGCAUUCCUCGCCAUGCACCUCGCACCGCGACCACUGCUUUAAGCAGCCCAGUCCCCGUCGCAACCUGUCCAAAGAGCUAGCCAUGUAUUAUUGCAGGCCGUCUACACUACAUUCUGUGCAGAUACGAGCCGCAUCGAGGCUCAAACGCCGAAGGCCGCACGAUCCCACUCAGCAUGAAGCUUUGCCAGAUGGAACUCUUAGGAAACCCAAUGGCCUAUGUGAUCCUAAGAGAAAUGGAGAUAUUGCCCCCUCAGAAGAUAAAUCCGGCAAAGGUGAAGAUGUUGUCGAUGGACCGAUAGAAACGAAAACGAAAUCUGACAGCGAUCGACGUACAGACUUAGAUCGGGAAAAAUACUAUCAUAUGAAACUUAAGAAACCAUAUCAGUAUCAUAAGUUAAGAGUUUACAAAAAAACAAAACCUUGCACAAAAAGAAAGGAACUGGGGCGGAUAAUUGAGAAGCUACGAGAGAAAAUCUCGACUUAUCCUGUCCUGGUCAAUGCAAAAUUGGCCAAUUGUCGCCAGGAACAUAUGAUUGUAUCUCCCCGGAAACGUAUCUUAAGAGAAAUGGAACGUGUCAGCCUCGAAGAUCAGGGGAUGAAGCGACGGGCCAAGACAGUGCCGACAUUGAGUACCGCUUCGUAUCCACCAUCACCUGGGCCAAGUCACACGCCACAUCGCGCGCCACCGGAGACAAGUCGCGCGCAUAAUGGCGCAUUGUCCAAAAAAGAGAACACCGUGUCUAAGAACGUGAGCAGCUAUAGUAUACAUUCUCUACUCAGCAUGCCAGAUGAUAACACGAGAAGGUCCCCUGAGGCGAAAAGGUCUCCACAUUCGUAUCCGCCGUCUCUCAAGACGGAGUCUCCAUCUAGCGUACAUUCCCCUGAUCCUAGUCCUAGUCCAGAUGGAUACCGAUAUCGCUACGGGCUGACGGUGGGCUCGCCGGGACGUGGAGCGGCGCGGGACUCGCCGACCCCGCCGGCUGGGGCCAAUGCAGCAUAUCGCGGCUAUGCGCCUCCUUCUCCUUACGGCCGUGCCAUGGCUCAGUAUCGAGGAUCACCAGCUCCACGAGAUGAAUGGCCACCGCAUUACGUGUACGGCUACGCUUACCCCGCGCAUGUGUAUCGUGCGCCUGCGGUGCCCGCCGCGCCCGCUCCCCUUUGGAUGCACUACGCUAUGUCCCCCGGCGUGCCACCAGGCGCCUGGCCUCCGCUCGCUCACCCGAUGCUCACUGACCAUCUUCCCAAAGAUGAACCCACUUCAGAUUUGCCAUUGAACCUGUCGAAGCACUGA
Messenger RNA from Leptosia nina, 1602 nucleotides. The record is from the annotation of a GenBank genome assembly. Lineage: Eukaryota; Metazoa; Arthropoda; Insecta; Lepidoptera; Pieridae.